Messenger RNA from Daldinia decipiens, 1485 nucleotides. RefSeq lists its product as uncharacterized. Bases 1 to 1485 code for a protein of 494 amino acids. NCBI's taxonomy places the organism in Eukaryota, Fungi, Ascomycota, Sordariomycetes, Xylariales, Hypoxylaceae. The transcript has a single exon. The record is from RefSeq and is a predicted model, not a curated record.
AUGGGACGAACUGAACCCUCAGUCGGUAGACCACCCGCUAGCUUCCGUCGCGAUGCCCGUGCGAAAAGAGCCAAAGCCACUAUUAAUAAGGUCAUACCGCCCCUACUGGCGGCGCAUCCGCGGGCUCGUCGGGGGAUCGAAGCUUCGGAGUUAAUUAUCGAUCCCUCUUCCCUACUACCCUCUACACAGGCUCCCGGAGCCGGGACGCGACGGCGUACUAGUCGGAGACCUGCCGCGGAUGAAGGUCAUGACGAGGGCAGAGAACUAGGAGAGAAGGACGGAAGCAAAGGCCCUCGUAUCUCGUUACGCGUCGCAGAUACCCUAGAAGCCGCAUACUCACUGCUCCUCGUCCCGGGUCACGAGCUAGAGCAGCGGCGAGAUCUAUCCAAUAAGAUAUCCCGUGUUGGCGUGCUGAACAUGGCGUCACCACUAUCUGGAGGUGGUGGGUUCCUGAACGGUGCAUCAAGCCAAGAAGAAUCGCUGUGUAUGCGCUCGACGCUCCUCCCGUCCCUACGGGAUGAGUUCUACCGUCUUCCUGAGCUCGGUGUUGUAUUUACGCCCGACGUGCUAGUAUUCCGCGGCUCGGGUAGCGAGCCUCAGGGUAAAAAAAAGAGAAGCGGGGAAAAGGUAAGUGAUGGUGAGGACGGAGAUAGAGAUCAGAUAGGGGUAGGAGAUACGGGGUCAGGGCGGGGGGGCGAAGAGGAAGAGCUCCUAUCGAAACGUGACCGUUGGUUUAUCGAUGUCGCAUCUGCGGCCAUGAUACGAAUACCUGAAAUCGAAGUCGACGAAGAAUCUGGAUUUGCCCGGUAUGCCAGCGCUACAGACCGCGAACUAGCCGUGCGUAAGAUGCGCGCCGUGCUACGUGUGUUUGCUGCCAAGGGGGUGCGGCGGGUUGUGUUAGGGGCAUGGGGAUGCGGCGCAUACGGCAACCCAGUCGGCGAGAUCGCGAAGGCGUGGCGGAAGGUCUUGGUUAGCGGGAGCAGAGACGAGAACAAAGGAGAAAAUGGGCAGCAGAAGAGAAAGGGGAAGUGGAAAAAAAGGGAGUCGGAUUCAGAUUUAUGGGAAAGUUUCGAGCACGUCGUCUUCGCGAUCAAAGACGCGGGGAUGGCACAUGCGUUUGCAACGGCGUUUGGUGAGGGGUUUCUCGAAAUAAAUAAUUCUGAAAGUGGAGGCAAUAACAUUGGCAGUGAGGAUGGAGAGGAUGAGGAGGAGGAUGCCAGCGUGAAGGAACUCCGUGAUAAGAUUCGCGAGCUAGAGGUGCGCGCCGGGCAGGCACAGACGCCUCAACUCAGAGCCGGGCUUAGUUCCGUGCUCGCUGGGCUGAGAAGUCAAUUACCGCACUCUGAUGAUAUUUCUUCCCGGGCGGACCCAGCAGCCAGUACAGGUGGCAGGGAUGACGAAAGUGGGAGCGAGGACAAUGACGAGUCCGCCAAAGAAGAGUCAGGGAGCGAUGGAGACCGAAUCGGGCAUUAUGACGAGAGUUAA